AAGCGCGUAGUGGUUUGUCCGCACACGGAGCUCUCCCUGGCCGAGCUCGCGUCUUGUAGUGCCAGGCUCCUGGUCGGGGAGAGUGACGCCGUGUGGACACGCCCUUAGUUUUGGUUCCAAAUGUUCCUCUUGUGCUGUGGGAAGAGGUAAAGGAAGCGACUUCCGAAUCAUGUCUCGUGAAACAGCCCCAUGUCUUCAGUGCCGGCACUGGGAUUUCUUGAUUCCCGGCAGAGUCCCCUGUCAGGCAGCUCUGUUCGUCUAGAUUGUAUCAGGUGUGAAUGACAGAGGAGGUGCCCCCAACUGCAGUUAGUGACAUAAACCUGCGUCUUCUCUGCCACGAUGACAUAGAUGUAGUGAAACAGCUCUGCGGUGACUGGUUCCCAAUAGAGUACCCUGACUCAUGGUAUCAGGACAUCACUUCCAACAAGAAGUUCUUUUCCCUUGGAGCCACCUACAGAGGCACCAUUGUGGGAAUGAUAGUAGCUGAGAUAAAGAGCAGAACAAAAGUGCAUAAAGAGGAUGGAGAUAUUCUAGCUUCCAAUUUUCCAGUCGAUACUCAAGUUGCUUACAUUUUAAGUCUAGGAGUGGUGAAAGAAUUUAGAAAACAUGGAAUAGGUUCCCUCUUACUUGAAAGCUUGAAGGAUCAUAUAUCGACAACUGCUCAAGACCACUGUAAAGCCAUCUACUUGCAUGUCCUCACCACCAACAACACGGCAAUUAACUUCUAUGAAAAUAGAGACUUUAGACAGCACCACUACCUGCCCUAUUAUUAUUCUAUCAGAGGGGUCCUCAAAGAUGGCUUCACCUACGUUCUAUACAUCAAUGGUGGACAUCCUCCUUGGACAAUCUUUGACUACCUACAGCAUAUUGGCUCAACGCUCGCCAGCCUGAGCCCAUGUUCCAUUCCUCACCGGAUAUACCGCCAAGCCCAGAGUCUCCUCCGCAGCCUGCUGCCAUGGUCUGGCAUUUCCGCAAAGAGCGGCAUUGAAUACAGCCGGACAACGUGACCUAGUCAGAGGGUGUCGGCAAAGCGAGAGGAUAAUUCUUCCCUUUAUCUCCUGAAUCAUCUGGCUCUGCACUGAUUCCAGUGAUGCGGGCUUCCUAUCAACAACCCAGCCUCUUAAAAUUGACCACUCAGCUGUGGAUUGACUGAGAUUUGGCAGACCAUAUGCUUGACUUGCUGCAGCCCCGAUUUGCCAUCUUCUUGGCCCAGAGUCCCAAGGAAUCCUGUGUGGAUUGACAGUCAUUGCUGUCUUAUAAGGGGUGUCACUGUGCUGUAGGCAAGUGGCCCUUCCCAUUACAUCUCUGUGUUUUACACCUCCCCUCCCUCUCUCCUUGCUUUUGGCCAGUACUCACAUAGAUGCACAUAGUUGUACAUGAGAUGGACAAGGAUGUAGUCAUCUGCUUUGCCAUAGCAUAGCUAAUGACAGGAAUGCACGAUAAGGCAAUCAACAUGCACUGACCAACCAUGUUAGAGCCCACAAUACAUCAGAGGGCCAGGGCUGGAGUGGGCCCGCCAUGUCCUCUCAGUCCAAGGGCAGAUGGAAAUGGGGCACAUUUCUCUUGGGCUCCCAUGCUCCUGCUGAGUCUGUGUUGCUGCUGGUAACACUCCUGCCCACUCACAGGAAGGAAACUGCUGCUGAGAUGCCCAGAGAUAGUCAUCACCCCAUGACUUAAAAAGAAGCAUCUGAUUCACGAUGCUCUAAAGUAGAAGACAGGGAUUGAAAUUGCUGUUUCAUAGUGAAAUAUAUGUAUAUAAUAUACUGUGUAGAUCCUUCUGCCUUGAGUCUGAGCUAGAGCUCACCAGGAUAGGAGUGGGGGAGAUGUACAGAGUUAUUCCUGUAGUUGGAGCCCCAGAGGGAAGCGUGAGCCACCUCCAUUCCCUUACACUGUCACUAUUGGAACCUGAGUUAACCUCCCUCAGGCUGUUUAGGAAUGAGACUUGUUCACAGAUCGCUGCUUUUGAAGAAAAUUAGCUGCUGCCCCACUUGUGUUUCUAGAGACUGCAGGCCAUGAGAGGUGUGGAGGGGGUGCGCUGAUGGGCAGCCUUGCUCGGUCCGUGCCAGGAGGUUGGUAUUGAAGUCCCUGUGGAAGCUGCAUCGUUACUAUCAAUAGUGAAAUGCUUGCUUUGUUUGCACAAGACUUGUGCAGGACACUUGUCUCCCUAUGUGGAGCUUGCCAGACAUUGACCUCCCCACAUACUGAAUUAGUGUGCAAAAAGACCCCAUAGCCACAGGAGGGGCACCCGAGUGCUAGCAGGACAUUGCAAUAGCGCUGUCCCAUCGGCUCUGCUAGUGGGAUCAGCUAGGACUGAGCAAAUAGGAGCAAAGCAUACACUGUGGGUAAAUGCCUGGCCUCCUUCCAGCAAUUGUCAACAAGCUCCUUCUUCCCCUGGCGGAGGCUGUGCCCCCUUGGCUCUGCACCCCCAUCCUCACUGUUCAUGUGCCCACUUUGAAACUGGGAGUUGGCAGAGGACGUCUUGAACUAAAGCUGGGGUGUUGUCUCCUGCUGCUGGCAGUGCAGGUGGCAGUUAACUAGGAGGUUACUACGGAGACAGGGACUGAUGGGGUCUUACAGCACAAAGUUGGCCUCUUAAAGUAACUUAAAUCUGCUGGAAGAAUUAGUUCUCCAGAUGUCACCUAAAGACAAGUCAAUGCCUAACUGUAGAGGAUAACUAUCCCCUUGCUAUUACCAUGCCAGCUGCUAUCUAAGUGGGGUGGGAAUAGUGUCUUAUCUUGUCAGAGGCCUCUGCCUGGCACUGCUAGCAUCCUAGGUAAAGGACAGUCUUGGCAACCCCCUCUUCAGGAAGCCCCGAGAAGCCUGUUUUUAAUACAGAAUGUGUGCUGCCGAUGCAGCUUGCACUCUGUAACCCUGUCCCAUGUGGGGUGGAGCCAAGCCCAGGAAGCUAAUGACUCAAGGGAGAGAGCCUGGGGGGUGGGGGGGAACUAGAGGAUGGGUUGGUGGUGGCGCUGUGCAGCCAUCGCUGUGUGUCUAAUUCAGUGCAGUGAGGCAGGUAGAGCCCCUGCCAGAGAAAGGGCAGUGACCAGUUUUGUGGGGAAAAUUCCAGUGAGGAGGGGAGAUCUAGACAGUGCCAUGCAGUGAUCUUCACCCAUUCAGACUGAGAAUCAGUCACCCUCCCCCACCAGCUCUGCUUUGUUUUUGUGCAUGUCAAGUCUUUUGGCUGGGGGGGCCCUUCUCUUGCAAAGAAGUUGCCUUCCCAGGAGGAAUGGAAUCUCUGCAAAUGUAUGUGCACUCCCUGCUCUGCAGCCAGAGCCAGCCCACCCAGCAGGCUGGGCAAAAUGACAGUCCUCUCUUCCUGACACUGAAAUGUCUUAGAUCCAGCUGGUAGCUGGUCCAGAGGUGACCAUUAAGCUGCUUAGAAGUGGGUUUUAGAAAGGGCUACUCUGAGCCAAGCCUGUUUCCUUGGGUUGGGCCGACACCACCUCAGAGCAGAACUUCUCAGCCUUGUUCUCCCAUCACCUUGUUUUUUCUCUUGUUUCCCUGGCCCACCUGCCUGGUAUGGAUACCAGUGUGCUCUGUAUUUUUUGAGGGGGGGAGGAGAGAAAGAACUGUUUCCUAAUCAUCCAGUGGAAACUUUUAGCAAAUUUUAUCAGUGUAAAGCAGUUCUAACCCAGUAUUCAUUAUGCACUCAGGUGCUGGGCCACAUGGGAUGUUAAGGGCUGCAGCCCUUGUGGGGCACAUCCCUAUGCUAAUGGGAAGGGCAGCCUCCCUCUGAUCUGCCCAGCCCAGGUCUCCAGACUCUGGCUGAUUUACAGCAGCCUGAGGUUUCCUCUCCCUUCAGUGCCCAUCUGCAUUCUAGCCAAGAAAUGCCAUCCUGCUUCCCCUGUUGGACCUGUGCUGUUGGUGGUAUGGGAGCUAAGAGGGUGAGGAGACUUGAGACCUCUGAAAUAGACUGGAUCUGCCCCUCACUGGCAACCUGCGGUCUGGGUAGUUAGGAGUGGGUGCCAUGCAGCUUCCUCCUGAUUGCCGAGACUUGUACUGCUCCUGGUUGGGCCUGAGUGGAAUCUUUCUAGCUGCUGUGGGCAGGAUGUGGAGGAAAUGUGGACAACCUAGGACUGAUAGGCUUUUCCUGGGGAGGGAAAGUUACCCUGUGGAACCUCCUUGUUCACUCCCUUUCCCUAUCCCAAUGCAUGUGUCCUAGUAUUGCAUUUGUACUUUGUGUGCACUAAUGAAGCGGAGGGCCACAUGGCUGAGUUAGCCUGCUCUUCUACACACAGGAACCACAAGGGGGAGUGAUCAGUCUGUUUGGGAUGCAGCUACUGCAUUAGCAUGUGCCACAGAGGAACAGGUUCUCUAGCUGCCAGUAAGGUCACCAACAAUCCUUCAGUUGUGGGGCUGCCACAGAGGCACUCAGAGAGACUGGGUUGAACUCCUAUUAUAGACCCUUCGUGGAGAGGCCUUGCCAUUCAGUGGUGUGACAGAUGGCUUUAUUCUCAACGUGUUUUUAGAUGGGGACUGUUGGUUCUUCCCACCGUAAAUGAGUUGGGUCCCCAGUGGAAAAACCCCUGAGCUCUCCCUUCUGUGCCAGUGAGAUCUUCUCAGGCAGCGCAGCUGUUGACAAUUUGCUUUUGGCCCAGGCUUGAAACUGUUCCUGGUAAUGCUGUAUAGAGGCUCCCAGACUUAGCCAGAUGCUCCGUUUGAGCUCCCAAUCAUGUAUCCUACACUGUAGUGUUUAGGACAGUGAAUAUACCAAUGUAAAUGACCCUUGAUCUAGUGGCUCCUGGCAGAUUCCAUUUCCUCACCUCCAGAGGGAGAGGCUGUGGUUUCUCAAAGCAGCUUAACCUAAUUUGCAGUAACUGGUUUUGUAUUUUUUCCCUUACGUAGCACAUUUUUUAAAAAGUGUAUACACUUGUGCUUGAGGAGUUAGUUGCUAAACAUGCUUCAGUGCGCAUUGGGUUUGUUUUCCUUGCACUUUACUCUCUCUCUCUCUCUCUCUCUGAAAUGGCUGUACAAUACAGAAUCUUUUUUCCUGUGGGCCUAGGUUUGAACUCUUCCAACUGUUUUUGUACCUGUGGCUGUUGUCCAUUCUAACUCCCAAUGCCCCAGCAAUGGAGUAUGUCCAGAAGAGCCAAGCUACUUGUCCUACCUGCAAUGCCCCUUUAUGAACUGUCCUCAUUGCAAAGGCUUGUCAGCCACACAUCACCCUGUCACAACCCUCCUGCCCCCUGUAUUUAUUGAAGAGCAUAUUGCUGCCCCGGUCAGCCUCUCUCUCUAAAUGUCUUUAAUUAAAAUGAUUUUUUCUUUUGUGA
Molecule: messenger RNA, 5270 nt
Organism: Mauremys mutica (yellowpond turtle)
Lineage: Eukaryota; Metazoa; Chordata; Testudines; Geoemydidae
Gene: NAA60
Product: N-alpha-acetyltransferase 60, NatF catalytic subunit
Exons: 7
Coding region: 279-1007 (242 amino acids)
Biological process (GO): N-terminal peptidyl-methionine acetylation
Cellular component (GO): Golgi membrane
Molecular function (GO): protein-N-terminal amino-acid acetyltransferase activity; histone acetyltransferase activity
Source: RefSeq, a predicted model, not a curated record